UACUAGCCGAAAAAAGGUUAAUAUUUGUCAGAAAACGGGUGUGUAAAAAAGGCGCCAGCAUCAGUGUUUGGAUGCAGCAGCGUUUAUUCAUGACAACAAUGAUGUCCGCGGUUAAACCGGAUUGUUUCAGAGUGUAAACUGGGUUUUUAAGAUUUGCAUUGCAGCUAAGUGUUUACGCUUUGACUCGCGGUUGGUGUUUUGUCUAAGGAAUCAUGGACGUCGGAGGUUUGGCGUGUUUAUCCCGCGUCUGCUCUCGCUCUGAGUGGGGAAGGAGUAACAGGAGAUACCGAGGAUAGGCCUCCGUUGAUUAGGCCGCACACUGCGGGUUUUGGCUUAUUUACUCAAAGUGACGCGAACUGGAGCCGCUUUGGACUCUUUAUUCCUGAGGUGUUUUUGUUCGUUUGUUUAAAAAUAAACCUGCUAAGUGCUACGUUUGGAAAUCGAAUGUUGUUGGUUCACUGGUAGCGGAUGAACUAGGAGUGAGACUGGUUACCCCCUGAGCUACCAUAACAGCUCUUGAACUGAUCAGAGGUUUUGUUUAUCCUGAAAGAUUCAUUUAUCCCGGACUGUACGUGUUUUAUUAAGGUUCUGAUUGCAGAGAGUGUGUUUAUUUGGGACCUUCAAACCUGCUCUUUUCGAAUUGAGCUAGCGGUGUAGCCUAGCUUUAGCAGAUCUGCUCGUCAGAUUUGAGUGAAUGUGGGACAAAAUGGACACCCCGACUAUAGUUUAUGAUCUGGACACCAGCGGCGGGCUGAUGGAGCAAAUCCAAACUUUGCUUGCACCGCCGAAGUCUGAAGACGGCGAGAAGCGCAGCCGGAAGUUAGAGAGGAGCAAUAGAAGAGCGGGCCGCGCCACCAACCACGACACCUGCGACAGCUGUCGUGAAGGAGGUGACCUACUUUGCUGCGACCACUGCCCCGCCGCCUUCCACCUGCAGUGCUGUAACCCACCGCUCAGCAGGGAAAUGCUCCCCCCUGGAGACUGGAUGUGCCAUCGCUGCACCGUCCGUAAGAAGAAGCGAGAGCUGAAGAAGGAACAAAUCAACGGCCUUAUGCUGUCCAAGCAGACGUCGUCUCCCGCUGCAGAGCCGGACCUGGGCACCCUCCGUCUGGAUCCCACAGUGGCCAGCACAGGCCUACGGGCAGCCGUGGCGCAGGUGCGACUCCUGGAGAGAAGGCCGAGCAGCCGACCGGCCACUCCCACCUCUAACGCUUCGUCCACUGAUACGCCCACACCCUCCGAGCACAAUGAGGAGGAGGACCUGUUGGACGUCGAGGACGAGGCUCAGUGCUCAGAGCCAGAGACCGGCCCAUCCACCCUAAAGAGACCCUUUGACCUGUUGAUCGCUGCCGCCAUGCAGAGGAACCCCACGCAGUUCCAGCUGCCUAAUGACCUCACCUGCACUACCGCACUUCCAGGAACCAGCAAAAAGAGAAGAAAAGAGGAAUCAACUGGGAAAAAUGCAAAACGGCCUCAGCAUGAGCUGGAUCACCACGGGCUUGUCCCAUUGCCAGUCAAAGUGUGUUACACCUGCAACAGGAGCUGCAGGCUUGCACCCUUGAUCCAGUGUGAUUAUUGCCCUCUGUUGUUCCACAUGGACUGCUUAGAUCCACCACUCACUGCCAUGCCUACGGGCAGAUGGAUGUGUCCCAAUCACAUUGAGCACAUGGUGCUAAACCAGCGAAGCUUGACACUAAGCAACCGCUGCCAGCUAUUCGACAGGUUUCAGGACCGUAUAUCCCAGCACGCUGUUAAAGUGGACUUUCUCCAGCGAACACACCGCCAGCAUCCCCCUACUCGACGAGCCCCACACGCUCCCACCAAGAAAACGCUGAAGGUUCCGGAUGCUAUCAAGUCACAGUACCAGAAGCCACCAGAAAUGAUGGCGCCUGCAGGAAUCAGAGAUGGCGAGCUUGUCUGUUCGGGUUAUUCUGAAACAUCACCGUCCCAUCACUUAACCAGCGACGAAGAGCAACAACAGUGGCUCAGAGACGUGAUCUCGCUCCAGUGUAGCAUCAUGCGACAUUUGUCGGCCAAGCAGAAGUCGUCCUCACAGUGUGACUUAACACAGACCGAAACGACAGACAAAAAGGACUCUGAAUCUUCAUGGUUACAUUCGUCCCUCAGCAAGGACUCCACAACGCCUGGAAAAACCUCAGAAUCGCUCAGCCUUAACUCGCCGGAUCGAGCGUGUAGCUCCUGCACUGAAAGACCGUGUAAGAACUGUGGAACCAGCAAUGGUCCUGUAGAACGCUCAACCCAAACUAAUGGUGGCCAGAUGUAUUCCACUGACCCCCAGGAGUCCUCAAAGACACCACGUUCUCCUACGUUAUCCAUUUCAAACCUGCCCAAUCAUGCUGGCCCUACACCCAUUAGGACUGAAGAGUUGAGUUUAAAAUCCUGUGCUGCUGCAGAUCCUUCUUCUCGGGUUAAAUCUGAAUCCAAUCCUACUUCCGCUCAUACACAGAAGACUAUUCUAAGGUUACCGUUAUCUCACGCACAACCAGCAGCAGAUUCAGGUGCAAGCUGUCAGGUGUCUACAGCGCUCUCCACUGACGGAAAACUCAGUGAGGAUGCGGUGACGCAAAGCAGUGGUGUAGACCAUUUCAAUUUGGGAGAUCUAUCCAGCUGUCUAAAGAACAUGAUGAAGGGAAAUGGGGAAAUUGAACUGAACGCAUUAGAUGAACGCUUCAUUAAGCUCCUAGCAUGGCAGCAGAUUCAGCAGCUUUUGGAGCCAAAGGUGCCUCCUGUGCAGGGUGACGUGGCUUCACCGAUUAUCACCUCAUUAACACACCCAGUUCGACCUGCUACAGCUCAAAAUAAAGACAUACAGGCCAGAGCGACAUUCUAUCCUUUAUCUGGAAAGAGAGCAGCUGUCGGCAUGUGCUACAGAAGCCUUUACAUUGGAACUGGUGCUGACAUGGACGUAUGCCUUACGAAUUACGGCCACUGCAAUUAUGUAUCAGGAAAACACGCUUGCAUUUUUUAUGAUGAGAACACCAAGCAGUACGAGUUGCUGAAUUACAGCGAACACGGGACGACAGUGGACAAUGUGCUGUAUUCCUGUGAUUUCUCAGAGAAAACUGGCCCAAGUCCGACCAGCGGCGUGGUGACUAAAGUACAGAACAUCAUUCGCCGCAGUAAGAAAAGAAAGAAGGAGGAAAAAGAGGAGGAGGUGGCACCCUGUGAAGUGGGUGCAGUGAUGAGCAGCCAGGCCGAGGACUCUCACCUCCACACGUGUGGCUGCAAAGCGAGCGGCUCCAGCCUGAUCGGGGGUAGCGGAGCAGGCUGGGAGGGCACGGCCAUCCUCCACCACGGCAGCCACGUCAAGGUCGGCUGCCUGCAGUUCGUCUUCAGCAUAACGGAGUUCGCCAGCAAGCCACCCAAAGAUGAAGAAGGCACAAGCACCAUCAUGUGCAGCACAGAACAGCAGGGGGAGGCAUUAAAUAAACUCACCCAGAUCCACCAAGUGCCAGCGCUGCACCACAGUCCCGUCCCAUAGCCCUCCUAACCAGCCUCGGAGCUCAGACUUGUACAAAACUGAACGCUGUCUUUCAUCAUUAUUUAAUUGUUAAUAUGUUUGCAUGAGUGAAGUUUUUUCACCUCCUCACUCCUUUUCAGGAACUCCUGUUGUCUGGGCGAGUUGCACAGGGCAGUUGCGCGAGUGUAAAUUUAGAUUUUAUAAAAUAAGGGAUUCUAACUAACGAACAGAUACAGAGACAGACUUUUCACAUGUAAAGAAAUCAGAGCACGGUCUAUUUUGUGCCAGUAACGAGUUUUUAUAUAAACACACGUAUGUUUUUCAUAAGACAGAACUUUUUAUUUACUCAUUUUUUAUUUAACGUUCUGUAUUUGGAAGUAUAGUAACAUUCUAGUGUCCCAUUUCGCUACUUGGCUGUAGCCUCGGGCGGUUCAGAUGUGUGUCCCCACACAAGCGAAUCCGCUUACAGGUUGUAUAUAUGUGUAUGUAUCUGUGUAAUCAGUGUAAAGAGCGGCGUAUACACACAACAAAACCGAAAUGAAAGGAAUUCACUGUGUACAAAGCAGAAACAGGGACGCAGAAGGAUCCGUGUACAUAGAUGCUAUUCUGGCUUUUAUAUUUGUACAGUGCUUCAUUCGGUUGAUGUUAUGUAGCUAUCGAAGUGUUAAGUCCUUUUUUUUCUUCAAUACUGUAGUCAUUAUGUAUAUGUCUGUUUCAAAGAGAUUUCAGCAGAACAGUUUCAUGUACUCUGUUCUUACAAUUUUGACCAGUCUGUUAAACAAUGUAAAUAUCUAAAGAUUUUAAAUAACAUGCUUUAGAAACAA
Messenger RNA from Trichomycterus rosablanca, 4305 nucleotides. It is a transcript of the gene phf12a, whose product is annotated as PHD finger protein 12a. Gene Ontology annotation, cellular component: Sin3-type complex; nucleus. The transcript has 15 exons. Bases 695 to 3502 code for a protein of 935 amino acids. The record is from RefSeq and is a predicted model, not a curated record. Gene Ontology annotation, biological process: negative regulation of transcription by RNA polymerase II. Gene Ontology annotation, molecular function: transcription corepressor activity; protein binding. Lineage: Eukaryota; Metazoa; Chordata; Actinopteri; Siluriformes; Trichomycteridae.